Pogoniulus pusillus (Red-fronted tinkerbird) is the source of this 1955-nucleotide messenger RNA. It is a transcript of the gene NRF1, whose product is annotated as nuclear respiratory factor 1. Gene Ontology annotation, biological process: regulation of transcription by RNA polymerase II. Gene Ontology annotation, cellular component: nucleus. The record is from RefSeq and is a predicted model, not a curated record. The transcript is spliced from 13 exons. The coding region runs from base 161 to 1822 and encodes 553 amino acids. NCBI's taxonomy places the organism in Eukaryota, Metazoa, Chordata, Aves, Piciformes, Lybiidae. Gene Ontology annotation, molecular function: DNA-binding transcription factor activity, RNA polymerase II-specific; RNA polymerase II cis-regulatory region sequence-specific DNA binding.
CGCCGCCGCCGCCGCCGCUCCCCGCCUCUCCCGCUCGCCACUGCGGCGGCUCAGGGCGAGCCGCUCGUCCUCCCCUCUCGGCUCCCUCCCCGGCCGCCGCCCGGCAAGAGGCUCCACGGCGCAGGCCCGCCGCAGCGCAGCCGCUCUGAGUGGGUGUUAGAUGGAAGAGCACGGCGUGAGCCAGUCGGAGCACAUGGCCACCAUCGAGGCCCACGCAGUGGCCCAGCAGGUGCAGCAGGUCCAUGUGGCCACCUACACGGAGCACGGCAUGCUGAGCGCCGACGAGGACUCCCCCUCCUCGCCUGAGGACACCUCCUACGAUGACUCUGACAUCCUCAACUCCACAGCCGCCGACGAGGUCACUGCCCACCUGGCUGCUGCAGGUCCUGUGGGGAUGGCAGCAGCUGCUGCCGUGGCGACGGGCAAGAAGCGGAAGCGACCUCACGUCUUUGAGUCCAACCCCUCCAUCCGCAAGAGGCAGCAGACGCGCUUGCUGCGGAAGCUCCGAGCCACGCUGGACGAGUACACCACCAGAGUGGGCCAGCAGGCCAUCGUCCUCUGCAUCUCCCCCUCCAAGCCCAAUCCUGUCUUCAAAGUGUUCGGUGCUGCCCCCUUGGAGAAUGUGGUACGCAAGUGCAAGAGCAUGAUCCUGGAAGACCUGGAGUCAGCACUGGCUGAGCACGCUCCUGCCCCUCAGGAGGUUAACUCAGAGUUGCCACCCCUCACCAUUGAUGGCAUUCCUGUCUCUGUGGACAAGAUGACCCAGGCACAGCUCCGAGCCUUCAUCCCUGAGAUGCUGAAGUAUUCCACAGGGCGUGGCAAGCCAGGCUGGGGCAAGGAGAGCUGCAAGCCCAUCUGGUGGCCUGAGGACAUUCCCUGGGCCAACGUCCGCAGCGACGUCCGCACGGACGAGCAGAAGCAGAGGGUGUCGUGGACCCAGGCCCUGCGCACCAUCGUCAAGAACUGCUACAAGCAGCACGGCCGCGAGGACCUGCUCUACGCCUUCGAGGACCAGCAGACACAGCAGCAGAGCACCACCACGCACAGCAUCGCCCACCUCGUGCCCUCGCAGACCGUGGUGCAGACCUUCAGCAACCCCGACGGCACCGUGUCCCUCAUCCAGGUUGGUACUGGUGCCACAGUUGCCACAUUGGCUGAUGCCUCAGAGCUGCCCACCACAGUCACCGUCGCACAAGUCAAUUACUCCGCGGUGACCGACGGCGAGGUGGAGCAGAACUGGGCGACGCUACAGGGAGGUGAGAUGACCAUCCAGACGACGCAGGCAUCAGAGGCCACGCAGGCGGUGGCAUCCUUAGCAGAAGCAGCAGUGGCAGCAUCUCAGGAGAUGCAACAAGGAGCAACUGUUACCAUGGCACUCAACAGUGAAGCAGCUGCCCACGCAGUAGCCACUCUUGCUGAAGCCACUCUUCAAGGUGGAGGACAAAUUGUCCUAUCUGGUGAAACUGCAGCAGCAGUAGGAGCACUUACUGGAGUUCAAGAUGCCAAUGGGAAGAUGAACCAAGAUGAGUCUCUAGCAACUUGGCAAAGUGCAGAUGAGCUUGCUUGCGCCCAGGAGGACAGGAAGGAAAGAGUGGAGCUUUUUGUAGGGUCUUCCCAGAGGGAACAGAUUUUAUUGUUGAAGCGUUGCCCUGAAACAGGCCUCGUCCAGAUCCCUGUCAGCAUGUACCAGACAGUGGUGACCAGCUUGGCCCAGGGCAAUGGCCCUGUCCAGGUGGCCAUGGCCCCCGUUACCACCAGGAUAGCAGACAACGCCGUCACCAUGGACGGGCAAGCGGUGGAAGUGGUGACCUUGGAGCAGUGAUGAUGCCCACCCAGAAGACCCAAGAUCAUGGGAUGCAAUCAACCUGCAUCAGAGAUCUCCCAGCUUUGGAAGCGAAGCGAAGGUUUUGUGAACCUUUAUUUGAGGAAGGGGGGGAGGGGGUUGAGGUUUUUUU